Molecule: messenger RNA, 360 nt
Organism: Plasmodium yoelii
Lineage: Eukaryota; Apicomplexa; Aconoidasida; Haemosporida; Plasmodiidae
Product: conserved Plasmodium protein, unknown function
Exons: 6
Coding region: 1-360 (119 amino acids)
Source: RefSeq, a predicted model, not a curated record
AUGAAUGAAGAUUUAGAAUAUAUUAAAAAUAAAAAAUUAAGUGAAAUAUUUGAGAGGUUAUUAGGCUACAUUUAUUUCAAAAAACCCCAAAACAUUGUAGAGGCAAUAAUCCAAGAAGUGGACAAAUUAGAAAAGGAAAAACAUGUAAAAAAUGUUUUUGAUAGUGAAGACAUAAAAUCAAUGUACAACUUUUUAAAUGUAGAAAACAACAAAUAUAUGACUAAAGAGAAAUGUAUUUUAGGUUUAAGUCAAUUUGUGUUGACCACCAAACAAAGAGAGCAUAUCGAAAAAACAGAAAUAGAAGACAAUGUCGAUUUCGAAAUGUUCACAUCUCAUGUUGGAAAUAUUAUUAAUAUGUAG